AUGUUUCGUUUCCUGCGAGGCUUUGCCCUCCCGGAGGCGGCUUGCGAAGCGGCCGAAAGCAAUUCGAGGUACGAGCGCCUCUUCAAGAAGCUGGACCUGAACGAAGACGGCCGAGUGGAUAUUGCCGAGCUGCAGGCCGGCCUGAAAACCAUGGGCAUCCCCUUGGGGGAUGACGCGGAGAAGAAAAUUUUCAAAGCUGGUGAUACUAACCAAGAUGGCAAGCUGGACAUUGAAGAAUUUAUGAAUUAUCUUAAAGACCAUGAGAAGAAAAUGAAACUGGCAUUUAAAAGUCUAGACAAAAACAAUGAUGGAAAAAUUGAUGCAUCAGAGGUUGUUCAGUCCCUUAAGAUUCUGGGUAUAGACAUUUCAAUUCACCACGCAGAGAAGAUUCUACAAAGCAUUGAUGCUGAUGGGACGAUGUCAGUGGACUGGAAUGAAUGGCGUGACCACUUCUUGUUUAAUCCAGCUACAGACAUUCAGGGAAUCAUCCGUUACUGGAAACAUUCUACUGUAUUGGACAUAGGGGAUAGUUUAACUAUCCCAGAUGAGUUCACAGAAGAGGAGAAAAAGACUGGCCAAUGGUGGAGACAACUUUUAGCUGGGGCCGUUGCUGGAGCUGUAUCUCGAACAGGCACAGCGCCACUGGACCGACUUAAAGUCAUGAUGCAGGUUCACGGCUCCAAGUCAAAAAUGAACAUAGCAGGUGGCUUGCAGCAGAUGGUGAAAGAAGGAGGCGUCCGUUCUCUUUGGAGGGGAAAUGGUGUCAACGUUGUUAAAAUUGCACCUGAAACAGCUAUUAAGUUCUGGGCUUAUGAACAGUAUAAGAAAAUGUUUCUUAAUGAAGAUGGGAAGGUAGGAACUGUGGAAAGAUUUAUAUCUGGCUCGCUGGCUGGUGCAACUGCUCAGACUUCUAUUUAUCCCAUGGAGGUACUAAAGACCAGAUUGGCUGUGGGCAAAACAGGACAAUAUGCUGGCAUGUUCGACUGUGCUAAGAAGAUUUUAAGGAGGGAAGGUGUGAAGGCUUUUUACAAAGGUUAUAUUCCCAACAUUUUGGGCAUUAUUCCCUAUGCUGGCAUAGACCUUGCUGUUUAUGAGGCUUUGAAGAAGACAUGGCUAGAAAAGUAUGCAACAGACUCUGUCAACCCUGGUAUACUUGUGUUGCUGGGAUGUGGUACUGUGUCCAGUACCUGUGGCCAGUUGGCCAGUUACCCUCUUGCACUUGUCCGAACUCGAAUGCAGGCUCAAGCUAUGGUGGAAGGAGGCCCUCAGCUGAACAUGGUUGGUCUCUUCCAAAGGAUAAUUGCUAAGGAAGGAGUCCUUGGACUUUAUCGGGGCAUAGCUCCUAACUUCAUGAAGGUGCUUCCUGCUGUCAGCAUCAGUUAUGUGGUAUAUGAAAAGAUGAAAGAGAACUUGGGGAUAGCAUGAAAGCAAGAAAGAAACAAAGUGAGAGAUCAUCAUGGAAUAUGCACACCAAAUGACAACUUUGUGUACUACAAAUUUAUUCACAUUUGCAAUCGGAGACCAGUCUUCUGUGCAAAGAUGCUGUGGGA
Messenger RNA from Euleptes europaea (tarantolino), 1550 nucleotides. It is a transcript of the gene SLC25A24, whose product is annotated as solute carrier family 25 member 24. The record is from RefSeq and is a predicted model, not a curated record. The coding region runs from base 1 to 1425 and encodes 474 amino acids. NCBI's taxonomy places the organism in Eukaryota, Metazoa, Chordata, Lepidosauria, Squamata, Sphaerodactylidae. The transcript has 10 exons. Gene Ontology annotation, cellular component: mitochondrial inner membrane. Gene Ontology annotation, biological process: transmembrane transport. Gene Ontology annotation, molecular function: ATP transmembrane transporter activity; calcium ion binding.